GCCGCCGCCGCCGCCGCCGCCACCACCACCGCCAUCACCACCAUGGCGUCGACCACCGACAAUCCUUUCCUGAACCCGGCUCGGCUGCCUGCGCCUUCAAAGGUUCGCGCACACGCGCGCAAGGUGUCGCGGUCUCCUGUUCGACAAGAUGUACGAGAGUUCGAUUCCCUCCUUCGCGAUCUCUCGCCCACCUCGACGCUUCGCGCCUUCGUGACCGAUCCCAACGACAGCGCCGACCUUCUCGUCACCGGCAUCAGAUCUGCCACCAUGUCAGAGCGAGGCUUGGGCGCAAAGGCAGCCCAGACCUGCCUUGACCUGCGCAAUUGGACGAGGGAGCUUGAGCACUGGGACUGGCCGGGCACAUUCGAGGAACCAAGGCUCGCGCGGAAACAAAAGCAGCUGGUGACACCGGUGGAUGGCCGGGAUUUCCACAGCUCUGAUGGAAGUACCUCGCAACACGAUGAAGAGUACUGGGGCAGCUUGCCCGCACGACUGGUGCGUGAAUACGAGAGGCGUGCUGACGAGAUUGGGCAAGGCCUCGAUAACAUCGACGUAGAGGAGCUCAAGAGCUAUGUACUAAACUCGCACUAUCGGCUCAACUCACAGACAUCCUUCAGCGGGACUGUUGCGGGCGGAAAUAGCAGUACAACCCUAGACUUCAAGAAGUUGGACGACUUCAUGGCUUUGGUUACUGCUACUAUUCUGCAGGCAUUGCCUUUUCUAUCGCGCUUAAAUCAGCUUCUGGAUCUUUGGACGAUGCGCUUGAUCAUACUACGAGAAGCACCACGCUUUCUCUGCGACUUGAAACGAGUCCAGACGGAUUUGGAGAAUUGCUGGGUAGCGAUUGCUCCUUCUCCAGAUGAUGCAGUUGUAGCAAAUGAUGGCAAGACAUUUACCCGAGCUACCCUGUCGGCCAUGAAAGUGAACAUUGAAACUCAAUUGGGAGUUUUGGGACGUCGAUUGGACCGCUUCCUCGAUUCUUUGGAGGCCAGAAACGAAUGUGUGCCGGACUCUUGGAUUGACGACUUCGAGUCAUGCGAAGCGAACUAUUCUAUGUGGGCAGUACAAGCGGAGAGGACCGCUAUUCGGGAUGAGUGCGGAAGUCAGCUUCGUUCAACGACAGAACGCCACAGCUCAGAGACCUCCCCAAAGUCUUCUAUAGACCCCACUGGCAUGCUGUCGAUUUCUGAAACAGAAGAUCCCAUAUCUGACAAUGAUGUUGUUCGCAGGCCAUCGCAGAGCCUUCGAUCCAGUAUCGAUGAGGCUCAAUUGGCCAAUUCUCUGCUCAUUCACAAAUCCAUUGCUCCUACCCAGACCGAGGGCGCUGAGCCUAGCGCCAACGAAUCGGGGAAGAACACCAGUAGAGCAGUGUCGGCACCCUUCCAGCCGAUCGCUAUCGGAAAUGAGAAUGAAGAUCAAACGUCUACCGUGGACCCCAUCAUCAAGAGGUCGGCAUCCACGAACUCACAGCCGAAGGAUGAGGCGACAGGUUCAGUCGCGGCGAAGCGCGCCGCUUUCAUUCGAAAUAUCGAGCGGAAUCAAUCUCUUAAUAAGUCGACCAUGAGCCCCGUCCGGCCUUUCGAGCGCGCCAGCAAUGCUUUCACGCGACUAUUCUCGAAAGAGAAGAUCCCAGAGCAGGUGCUAUCAAAGAGGACAACAAGCAAGUUAGCUGACGGUCGGAUCCCUUCGGUCGAAAGACGCGCGCUGUCGCCUGUCUCCCUUGCUAGUUCUAGACUCAGCUCCACCAUGAGCCCGCGACACUCAUUACAAUCUGCUGCGGACUCUUCUAAGAGCUCCGUGGAAGAUGCUGACGAAACAAAGCCCAGCGAGUCAUUAAGCAGAGAUUUGCUCCCUACACCCAAUGGUAGCUCAUCUCAGAUCGCUGGUCAGCGCACACAAGAUGUGCCUCUCGACGUCAGUCGUCCCCAAGAAACGUUGACACGCAGACCAAGCGGAAGCUUGUCUUCGUCGUUGAAUCCGCUCAAUGGGGAGAGUUGCGAUAUGGGCAGUGGACUGGAGACAGCUUCGAUGCCCAUAGCCACAGAUGUAUUGGACGGGACUUCAAUUGCAAGCCUUCACGAACCAAUACAUGAUGAGCGCAAAGCCGUACGAAUAUUCAAAGGCGCGAGACGUGUAUCAUUCCCUCCCUCUCAACGUCUAUCAUCUGCUGAUGUGCCAUUUCCGUCGAAGUCCACCGAGUGGACAUCCAUGCCCAGGUCAGAACGACGCGCAUCGGCCUCACCAGCGAGGUCUAGAACUGCAUCAGGGGCUGCUAUCACGGAGCCGAUCGAGAGGGUUCCAAUGCCACGUCGCGCAAGCCAUUGUGGAAUCGAUCAGCUUCAGACUAGGCCCAUGCAACUUAAUUCCGCAGACGCCUUACCGCGAAAGGUACUCAACGAUGCAGAGGCAACGACUGGCGAAAUCACGAGCAGUCCCAAGGUCAAACGGGCGUCAGUUGCAUCCAUUGAGGCUUUCUCGCGUUCCGAACUGAAAAGCAUCAACGUUCCCAAAAGUUCCCGCCAAAGUAGUGGUUCAUCUCGGAAUUCACCUCCCGAAACACCUGCGGUGCUUUCGCGAACCCAGUUAGGUCUCCAACAAGACGAGGGAGCGUCUGUAGAUGGUGGAGCGACAGCCUUCGGCCCAACGAACUCCUCCACGACGCCAGCGCCACAAUGCAAUGAGCCUUCGCCCUCUUCGGAACUCCGCACGCCACAAACCACUCGUUCAAACGAGGUGUUGGAGCGAACUUCAGUCUCACCCGAGAGAUCAGCGGAAUCGCAGCACAUCGUAAUGAAGAAGCUUCGUAGUGGCAAGCAUACUGGCACGCUGAAUGAUGCGUCUUCAAGCUCCUCGAGCACACAGGCAAACUCACCUGCGACAGCACCGAUGCACGCAGACCAGUUCGAUCGCCAUGUUUCCGAAGUUCUUGAGAGACUUCCCGCACCCAUACGCUUCAAGGCAAGAGCUGGCGCCGUGACCCCCGUCGGUCGGGUACGGGGCUUCAGGACGUCGCCUGCGGGUGUUCCGCCCAGAGGCGGAGACAUGACGAUCGCUCCAGCAGAAGCCUCCCCGAGGAAGGCUCGUACGGCUGCAGAUUCCGAGGUGAAGCUGUAUCAUCUUACCCAUAGCAGCAGAGAUGAUCCCAUCAAGCUCUUUGUGCGCUUGGUCGGAGAGGGUGAGCGGGUCAUGGUACGGGUGGGUGGGGGUUGGGCAGAUUUGGCGAGCUAUCUCUAUGAUUUUGCAAACCAUCACGGCAGCCGCACGGUCUCGGAGGGUAGCCUCGAAGUCAUUGCCGCACUGCCGACGGCGCCCUCGAGCAUCCGCAAGUUUAGUAAUCCAGCGGACUAUCACAGAGCGAAGACACCCACCACCCCUCGAGACGCCAGACCCGGUAGCAGUGACGAAGAUGACACGCCAUUGAGACCACGUCCCUUUGCCUCACGUGAGCGCACGGUCAGCGCUGUCCAAGUGCCCCUCGAUGCUGCGGCAGCCGCGAACUGCACGCCGAAGUCAUCCAAGUCGGGGUCUUCCGACUCGCGGCCUUCCACUGCAUGCACCUCGAGACCGUCUAGUAGACAGGGCCCGAGUUCGACCGCGGUGGAGAUGGGUCUCUCGGGCCCUUCGAGCGCCGCCAAGCGUGCAGACCUGCCUGCGGAGAAGGCGCGGUGGGUAGAGGGCAUGAUCACCCGAGCCAAGAAGAGUGCGAGUGCAGAGAAGAACAGGGAGGACAAGGAGAAGUACCUCAGCGAGUUGGGCAAAGUCGGAGGUACACGACGAGUGAUUUUUAAAUCUGGCACCGGCACCGGCACCGGGGCAUUGCACGAGAAGACAAGCAAAUAAUGCAUGUGGGUGUCAAGGGUUGGAAAGAGCAGCAGCAUAUACACCAUCCGGUUUGCACAGAUGACGGAUGUCAUGGCGGAAGACAGUACCUACCUUACUAAAUGAUACACAGAUUCAGAACCAG
Messenger RNA from Sphaerulina musiva SO2202, 3964 nucleotides. RefSeq lists its product as uncharacterized. Lineage: Eukaryota; Fungi; Ascomycota; Dothideomycetes; Mycosphaerellales; Mycosphaerellaceae. Bases 43 to 3840 code for a protein of 1265 amino acids. Gene Ontology annotation, molecular function: microtubule binding. The record is from RefSeq and is a predicted model, not a curated record. The transcript has a single exon.